GUGAAUGGAAGGUUUGUGUGUAGAGCGGGUGAGUUCGUUCCCUUGAAGUGGAUGGGAGUGGCAGGGUGCAGAGGUAAAGAAGAAACUUUUCAACACGAUGGAUUUCACAUGCACUGCCAUGCCACAUCUGGCCGUGUGCCGGUUUGUCUUUUAAACCAGGGCUGUGUUUCCGUUUAUCUAGUAUGGACAGCCAUGAUACAUUGUCCGCACCGUCAACUGGCCCAAUGUGGCGCUACUGGUGGCUUACUAAUCCAGCUUGGCUCAGACACUCGCGACCACCUGUGCUACAGCCCAAUUCGCUCGACGUCCAUGGUCUAUCCACCAAGGACACCCGUCGCUUUCUAAAUCGAGGUUUCUUUUCUCCAUGCCCUAGAGAUUUCUCUUGCACCUGGACAACCGCCCUCGUGAUUUGCUUUUGCCAUGGGCACCAACCCACUACCACUGACUGCCAACCCCUGACAUUAACAUUAGUUUGUGAAAAACUCACAUUGAUCAUGUCCUGG
Dicrocoelium dendriticum is the source of this 503-nucleotide messenger RNA. The record is from the annotation of a GenBank genome assembly. NCBI's taxonomy places the organism in Eukaryota, Metazoa, Platyhelminthes, Trematoda, Plagiorchiida, Dicrocoeliidae.